Messenger RNA from Ylistrum balloti, 2490 nucleotides. RefSeq lists its product as uncharacterized. Bases 1 to 2490 code for a protein of 829 amino acids. NCBI's taxonomy places the organism in Eukaryota, Metazoa, Mollusca, Bivalvia, Pectinida, Pectinidae. The record is from RefSeq and is a predicted model, not a curated record. The transcript is spliced from 2 exons.
AUGGCGUCAUCUGCAUGGCUAAGGUACAUCGGAGUUGUCAUUUUGAUAGGAUGUUGUUCCUGUAAGGUUGUUCUUUUCACAGAUCGUCAAAAUGGAAUGAGAGAGAAAGACCGCCAAAUUGAACGCCCUUCGAAACAACGCCAAUCAAAGGUUAAAAUGUCUGCGAGUCCUAUUUUUCCUAGUGAUAUGACCGACCUGGGACUAAUAGGACGUGGUAAGAAUGGUCAGAUCUUUGGUACCCUUCUGUCCGAAAACGGCGACGGCGUAUCGGCUCAACGGCAGAGCAUUGAAAAUUUCAUCGACAGUUUUAGCACUCUGUUUCGUCAGGGACCUUCACCACAAACUGUCAUAACCAACACGGAGGACAACGUCCUCUCGGACGACGAAGUUACAUUUGGACAAGGUAGAAUUAAUUCGCUGCGUCGUGACUCCGGUAACCUUGGUUCAACCGCCAAUUCUGCCAGUUUGACAAGAGCCUUUCCCGGCCAGAGUGGACUUUCUGUAUUGUCAUCUGAGCUUACCGAUGCCCCUCGGACUCUCGGACCUUCCCGAGAUGUUGGUAGAAGGGUGAACAUGAUGUCCACUCUGAGUGGUUUGGACGAAACCAGGCCAGCCGGAGGCGUCAUCGGACAAAUUGACAGUUUUGACGAUGUGAGAUUCAUUGGCAUCGACCAAAGUCAAGGUGUGGACGGACCUGUCAUGAGAGGUGAAAAUGUUGACACAACGGCUUUUAAUCAAGGUAUGAGAGAGGCCUCAGUGCAAAGUCGACCUUCUGUGCGAACUGGUGGUAGUACACUUACCAGACAGAUCCCAACUCGUAGCGAGAUGAAUGGACAACGUGAUAGAAGCUCUAACACGCAAGCUAGCAGCACAGGUGCGAGAAAUUCAUUAUUCAGCUCCGGGGUAGGUGGUUCAGAGCAAAAUAUUGUAUCCGGAGGUGUCAGUGGCAAUUUGUUACAACCUAUCCAAUCCUCGGUUCUCCGCACUGAUGAUACUAAUGCUGGAGGCAUUAGUGCUUCAUCUCUUAGAAACAGUCUUAUUUCUAACCUUUUAGGUAGAAUUUUCAGCACCCCUUCUAGAGACAGUGAUGCUUCACUAACAGUUAUUGAAAACACACUUGAUGGUAUAGAUGCCUCUGAAAGUCAAACUGGUGGAACUCCACUUUUUACUCGAAUGGCCACAAAUAACAGAAUUACAGGCGAUGGUCAGAUUGGAACAGGUGGAGCACAAGAACUACUGGCUUCUAUCGAUGGAGGAGUUUUAAAUGCUGACGUUAUAGGUUCAACAGCUGUGCAAGACUUUUCUCUCCAAAGGGAAUCUCAACCAAGUUUUGAUCAGAACAUCAGAGGAGAAUCGGACUCAGGAGCAAGAGGACAGCGUAUAGACGAUGGAUUUUUCGGUAUUGGUCCGAUCACAGAUAGAUUCGAAUUAUCCGGCAAUCGUCAGGCCAAUGUAAAAGGAAGUACAUUGAGGUCAAUGAAAGGCAGACGAAUAACGUCUGCGUCGAAAAUCCGACCUUCUAAGAAGGGUACUGGUACAUCAAUUUCUAGAGAUGUAGUUGACCGACAGCCCAAGGGAGAAAGGGCUGACUCUAGAAAGGCUGCCUCGACAAGAACAGAAUUCAUAUCCCGUGGUCCAUACAUGGUGUUCCAAACAAGCAAACCGUCCAACACUAAAUCUGGAGGUUCAAACAAGUUUCAAACACGUACAAUACCAUCUGCGGUAUCAUCGAGCGGAACACAAAAUAGUAUUGCUUCUAGAAAACACACUGGAAAACAAAGUAGUCAAACUCAGCCAUCAGUCAGUUCCGGCGGACCUAGGGAUAGUUUUACUCGAGUUAGUACUUCAGGGUCAAAUCCGAACAUGUUUACAGCGGGGAAUAGUUUACAGGGGCAAAGACAGGGAAAUGUAGCAAGAUCGUCUUCCCGUGUUCCAAAUGUUCAAACUGGAAACGACCAAAGCGCUAACAGAAGGGCGGGAACAUUUUCUUCUACAUUUGGAAGUGGUGACAGACCAGAUGUUCCUAUAAAAGUAUAUAUGGUUCUUCCCAACAGCGCGGGUGGGUCGGCUACUGGAUCGGCAGGAGUGACUGUUAAUCCCACUGCUGUUGGAGCUUCCGGAGGUACAGGUUUCAGCCAGAAUUCCAGAUUUACCUCGAAUCGUGUCUCUCCCUUCGGUACAGCCAAUGUCUCGAUGGGUAGUACUUCCAAUCUUCGUGGCUUAGGUUUACCUAACAGAAGCACCAUGAGAGCGGACGGUCGAUCGGUAGCAACAGCGUUUGGCACGAGAGGAAAUGUCAGGAAUAUGGGGUCAUUUUCUAGAAGACUUCAGGUAGGCAGGAAUGGUGGAUUCGGGACAAACUUUGGUGCGCGUCGGAUAACACCAAUGCAAGGGAUGCUCCAGAGUCGAGGGAAGACCUCAUCGGGUGCGUAUUUGUACAGGCAGAAUAUGACUGAUAUAUUUCGAUUCGUGAGAAAGAUUAAAGAUUAA